AUGCUGCACAUCCGGCACAGGCCACGCCGAGGCGCCACAUCGCCGCCGCUGCGUGGCCUCCCGCUCGACGUCCGCCGCGCGCUUGACAUCGAAACCACGGCUCGCCGACUGCGCAAGGCGCGGAAGAUGAAGGCUGGGUCCGGCAAGCCGUCACCGGCCUUUGCCUCGACUGUGCCGCUGUUGGGAGAGCAAAUGGCAAACGCUGCGUCCGAGGGCGGACUCAUCUAUGCCGUCAACAUCGAUGCGGUCGCUCCAUCGGCGCCGUCGCAACUCGACGCUGCUCACGCUGCCAUCAUGGCCAAGAUUGACGCUCGUAUUGAAGCCUCGGACAUGCAUGCUCGUCGGCAAGCUGCCUCGCGACUCGAGUCGCCGGUCUUUCGGCCGCCGUCGGUGGUGGCGCGCGCCGCAUCAGCACCGCCGAACCCGGCGCGUCCAGACUCGGGCUCGGACUCGGGCUCUGGCUCGGACUCAGUUGUGGGCACGGAGACGCCCGCAGACUCAUCAGGCUCAUCCAGUCAGUCCGGCCCGGGCCCGCUGCCAUCGUUCGCGCGUGCUGCCGACGCCUCGCGCCGCAUCCCGGGCGCAGUCGACAUGUCGCGGAGCGUCGGGCGCGAUCGUGACUUUAACUCGCUCUUCUAUGCCCAUCGCAAGGAGCCAUAUGUCGAGCGCAUGUACGCGCCCAACUAUGCGGCGGUCAAGGCGUCACCGGCGCCGGCGCGCGACUUUGGCCGACAGGUUGCGCGGGGCGAGCUGCAGCUCGUCGGCUCGUCGGCGCCCGACGUCCGCUACCGACCCAAGGACCCAUCGCAGAUGCGAUUUAUGGCGCCGGCGCCCGGCGUGACCUUUGCCAACCAGACUGGUCGCGAGCGCGUGCCGCUCGAGAAGAAGGCACGGUCGCUGUCACGGGCGUCGGCCAACGCCGCGCGCUCUCGCAGAGUCUCCAAAUGGAAACGCCAGCUCCGGGCGCGCAGGCUCGGCGUGCCUGUGGAGACACCGGCCAGCCCGCGCGGCCGCCAACGCAUGUCGACCGGCCGCGACACACUCCCGAUCCCGGGCUUUGUCGACCUCUCCAAAAAGGGCCGCGCUCGGAGCGAGCCGCCGCCGGUCCUCGACCUCUCGUAUGAGCCACGGUACGAUGCUGUCCGCCGCCGGACACCGGGCGCGCCCAUCUUUGAGCUCUCGCCGCCGCGGCGCGCCACCCCGCCGGGUGCCCGCGCCCGUGGGCCCGACAAGGCCUACGAUGUAGCCCGCGGUCUCGACGCCAUUCUCCCGCGCUCGCCGCAGCCGAUCAUCCGCGCGCCGACCCGCGAGCCCAGGGCUCCGGGUACCUUUUUUGUCACCGAGCUCGACCCGUAGAUCCCUCGCCUCAUGCCUUGGACCGCGGUGCGGUCGGAACAAAGACUGCGAUCCGCGAGCCAAUGUCAAACAGUCGCUGUCGCAGCUU
This is a messenger RNA of Thecamonas trahens ATCC 50062, 1444 nucleotides long. RefSeq lists its product as uncharacterized. The record is from RefSeq and is a predicted model, not a curated record. Lineage: Eukaryota; Apusomonadida; Apusomonadidae. Bases 1 to 1356 code for a protein of 451 amino acids. The transcript has 3 exons.